Messenger RNA from Triplophysa rosa, 3132 nucleotides. RefSeq names its product patched domain-containing protein 3-like. The transcript is spliced from 4 exons. The record is from RefSeq and is a predicted model, not a curated record. Bases 143 to 2896 code for a protein of 917 amino acids. Gene Ontology annotation, cellular component: membrane. Lineage: Eukaryota; Metazoa; Chordata; Actinopteri; Cypriniformes; Nemacheilidae.
CAAUACAUGCAUAUACAUGUAGUAAUAAGUAACCAAACAAUCAGCCUGACUUACAAAUGUGGGCCACGCACAGUUCAGUUUACUCAGUGACUGCUGCUGGAGCUUGACAGAACAACAGAUUUAUGGCAAACGAUUGGUCACGAUGCCAAAGUGUAAAACCAACUGCAUUGAAAGGCCUCUGUCUCUUGCCUUUGAAAAGCUUGGUCGUGUUAUUGGUAGCCAUCCAUGUGCGUUUCUUCUCGCCUCAUGCGUAACGGCGGCUCUUGGAACUGGCUUCAUCUUUCUUUCGAAGCUGGAGGCGAAUAAUAUCGAAGAUCAGUUCACACCCGUGAAUGGACCUGCCAAACUCGAGAGGGAGAUCGUAAGGAAACAUCUCCCACAAUCGGAGGAGUUUUCUCUUUUACGGCUUUUGUCUGAAGGAACGUACGCCUCUUUGAUCAUUACGGACGUAAACCGAACAAACAUAUUAACAGAUAAAGCAUUUAAGGAUAUUAUUGAUCUGGACAGAAAAGUCAAAAAUAUAAACGUCACUUUUGAAAAACUUUGUGCCCGCAGGAAAGGAAAAUGUAUGUCGAAUCCAAUUUUAGACGUAUUAAAUUACAACUCUAGUGAAAUUAAUUCUAUAUCCAUUAAGUAUCCCAUGCAUGAUGGAACAUUCAUGGGAACGAGUCUAGGCGGUGUUGAUCUGAAGGCAAAAAGCCCAGAUAUAACCACUGCAAAAGCAGUCCGGCUUUUUUAUUUUUUAAACGAAAAAACAAAAAAGGCAAACUCGGAGUGGCUUGAUGGUUUCCUGGAAUUCUUCUCAAAUUAUUCAAAGAAUACAUCGUCUCUACAGGUGUCUUACUUAACAUCAGAGUCUAGACAGGAGGAGUUAGAGGCCACCUUAGACUCUGUGAUUCCUCUCUUCUCCAUCACAUAUUGUCUGGCCAUCAGCAUUGCAGUCUUUUUUUGUCUGAGGUUGGACUGCGUUAGGACAAAGGUGUGGAUUGCUGUGGCUGGAGUCCUCUCUGCUGGGAUGGCUGUGCUAGUCAGUUUUGGAUUGCUGCUGCUUUGUGGAACGCCUUUUUCCAUGACAGUGGCCACGGUCCCUUUUCUGAUUCUUGGUAUUGGAGUUGACGAUAUGUUCAUCAUGAUCGCCUGCUGGCAGAAGACUAGAGUUGAUAUAGAAGUUGAAGAGCGCUUAGCAGAAACAUAUAAAGAGGGUGCUGUGUCCAUCACCAUCACCACACUGACGGACGUGCUCUCUUUCUACAUUGGUCUCUCAACACCGUUCCGCUCCGUACAAUCGUUCUGCUUGUACGCUAGUACAGCUAUUCUCUUCUGUUACGUCUUUAACAUCACAUUCUUCGGUGCUUGUCUUGCACUGAACGGAAGGCGAGAGAAAGGCAAUAAACACUGGCUGACCUGUAUGGAAGUUCCUAAAGCCACGGGUGACAACGCUACCGGUAACAUUUGUUGCGUUGGUGGUGCUUAUAAUGAAAACACGGGUACUGAUUUAGAAACGCCUAUGGAUUUGUUUUUUAAGAAGCAAUAUGGACCUUUUCUGACAAAAACUUGGGUUAAGGUCUUUGUGUGCGUGAUCUAUUCUGGUUAUUUAGCGGUCAGCAUCUACGGAUGUUUCCAACUACAGGAAGGACUUGAUCUGAAAAAUUUAGCGGCGGACGGCUCAUACGUCAGUAUUUACUAUGAUGAUGAAGAUACAUUUUUUUCGAACUAUGGUCCCAACAUCAUGCUAGUUAUGACAGAUGAACGCUUUCAAUACUGGAAUUCAUCUGAUCGCGAUCACCUCGACAAGUGUCUGAAAGAUUUUAUGAAUCUGUCAGAGGCGUCUACGGAUUCAGAAAUCGCGCAGAUUUCUUGGCUUCAUGCGUACAAGCAGUAUGGAAAAGAAGUUGGCUUAAAUUUGAAUAAUGAAAUAAUGUUCAAAAGAAAUUUGACUGACUUUAUGUUAAGUCAGUAUGGCAGCUUUUAUGAUUUUGAUCAAGAUGUUAACUUCACUAACAAUCAGAUUCUUGCAUCACGUAUGUUCAUUCAGACUGUGAACAUCAGCACAGCGGUCAAAGAGAAGAACAUGCUAAGAGCAUUCAGAGAAACAGCGGAAAAUUGUGAAAAGUUGCCGACACCCAUUAAUCUAACUGUGUACCACCCUAUGUUUAUCUAUUUUGACCAAUAUGCAGUCAUAGUCAGUACCACAAUCCAAAACGUAAUAGUCACUACAUGUGCGAUGUUACUUAUUGCGCUCUUGCUGAUCCCAAAUCCGAUAUGUUCAGCCUGGGUGACAUUUGCCAUUGCAUCAGUCUUUGUGGGUGUGGCUGGUUUCAUGGCAUUAUGGGGAGUUAGUUUAGACUCAAUAUCUAUGAUAAUUCUCAUUAUCUGUAUUGGUUUUUCGGUGGACUUCUCCGCUCAUAUAUCCUAUGCGUUUGUGUCAAGCAAAGAGUGCUCAGCGAACGACAAAGCCAUAGAUGCUAUCUAUAAUCUGGGCUACCCAGUAAUACAAGGCGCAGUGUCCACUAUCGCGGGUGUAAUCGCGCUCGCUGCUGCCGAAAGCUACAUCUUCAGAACCUUUUUUAAAAUCAUGUUCUUAGUCAUUCUUAUCGGGGCUGUCCACGGCAUCGCAUUCAUACCCGUGUUCCUGACCUUCUUUGGCACGUGUGGCAAGACGUCUCAUCACAAACAUGGAAAACAUAAGCUGAGUCCAGACCAAUCUGAGACCGGUGACAGAUACGAUCAAAAAGUGGCAACAGUAACGAAUCAGAAUGUAUUUAGCCAGACUAAAACAGAGUGUAUUCCUCAAAAUAAUGUCCGCUAUUAUUGUGCAAUCGAUUGCAGGACGGGUAUGCGAGUAUUGAUCGCACUGGAGAAUGGAGCACUUUCGAUAGAUCCAGACUGUUACUGACUGCGCUAUCAAUUCUGCGCCCAUGAAAACGUGCAAUUUUACUUAAAGAAAAAACACAGCAACAUAUUUGAAAUAUCUGAUAUUAGUCGUUGAUAGUUGGUGGGGUAGUUGCUUUGACAAUUUUUUGCUGUGAUUGUGUAAAUGUCUAAUAAAAAUAAAAAAUGAAACCUUCUGUUUACUAGAUUAAGUCUUUGUCUCGCUGAACAUUUUUCUUGCCUUUCUGUUUCUUGCCUUUC